Messenger RNA from Schizosaccharomyces octosporus yFS286, 3852 nucleotides. Its product is annotated as NST UDP-galactose transporter. Gene Ontology annotation, molecular function: pyrimidine nucleotide-sugar transmembrane transporter activity. The transcript has 3 exons. The coding region runs from base 408 to 1394 and encodes 328 amino acids. NCBI's taxonomy places the organism in Eukaryota, Fungi, Ascomycota, Schizosaccharomycetes, Schizosaccharomycetales, Schizosaccharomycetaceae. The record is from RefSeq and is a predicted model, not a curated record. Gene Ontology annotation, cellular component: Golgi membrane; intracellular membrane-bounded organelle. Gene Ontology annotation, biological process: pyrimidine nucleotide-sugar transmembrane transport.
GAGUAAUUUUUGGAUUCAGUAAGUGUAUCUAUUUAGACCCCCAUCUCUUUUAAGGGCUCAGUGGGGGCAUUAAAUGAUUAAGAUCUUCGUCAUUCUCGAUUCAAUGUACUUGCCCAUGGUUGAUCUUCACUACUCGCUUAAGAGAUCGACAUAAAAAAAUGCAAUGCGCUUUAGGUAUUUCUUGAUACAUGUAAUUCAUACCUUUUCAUGACUUAUAAUUGAAAAAAGUAACUGGAUUACAUUAGAUUUAAUAUCUUAUUAGCUGUUCUCUUUGUUGCACUCUAACCUUUUGCUCUGUCCAUAUAAGUGAUACUUGUUUCCUGUGGUACGUGUUCAGCGACCAACACUAAAGUCAGGUCUUACCAAGUGUCAUUCCUUUUAAAGAUCAACUGCAUUUUCUCCAGGAAAUGUCUUUCAAUACGUUGCUACCAAUUGUUAUGCUGGCGUCCGGUGUCGCCAAUACCAUUUUGUCCAAAUAUCAGGAUACUAUUGCAGAGGAUGCUGGGCCAGUAAAAAGUAUGGCUAUCUUUCAGAGCCUAAACAUCUUUUUAGGUGAAGCUUGUUUAUGGUUUUAUGUGUUUUAUCGACGCUACUCUAGAAGAUCAGAUUAUGAAUCAUUGGAAAAGUUAACUCUCAAGGAAAAGGCCGCUUUAGCAUUGCCAGCUAUUAUGGAUAUUUCCGGCUCCACCUUGAUGAAUGUCGGAUUAUUGUUUACAAGUGCUAGUAUUUAUCAAAUGACAAGAGGAUCCCUGAUCUUGUUUGUUGCUUUAUUUUCAAUCACAUUUUUGAAAAGCUACAUUGGGCGCCAUCAGUGGCUUUCUUUGACUUUUGUGGUGCUCGGUGUGGCAUUAGUUGGUUAUUCUGGUUUCACAGCAAAUGUUGGAUCAAAUCCUACGUUAGGUAUUUCUGCAGUACUUAUUGGUCAAGGGUUUUUGGCUGUGCAAUUUACUCUUGAAGAAUACAUCUUGUCUUAUAUCCAUGUUGAUCCUCCCGAAUUGGUUGCAUAUGAAGGUACUUACGGUGUCAUUUUUGUUCUCCUCGGUAUGGGCCUUUCUUAUUAUUUUGUUGGUUCCACUGAGGCUGGAAGGUAUGGUUGGUUUGAUUACUCUCACGUUUUCUCCCGACUAAACGAACUUCCUAUUCUUUACUUCAUCUCCUUCGUUAUUUUAAUCUCCAUUGCCUUUUUUAACGUAAGUGGUCUCUCCAUCACUCACAUAUAUUCGGCUACUACACGUUCUCUUUUAGACAUUGCUCGAACGUUCGGUAUCUGGGUUAUUGCGUUACUCUUUGGAAUGGAAUCAUUUCAUCUGCUACAAUUUACCGGAUUCGUUUUGCUCAUCUAUGGAAUUGCAACUUACCAUUCCAUAAUAAAGCUUCCUCUCGCUGAAAUUUGAUUAUAUUGUUCGCUUUCCUUUUAUUUUAGAUAUAAUUACUCCUUACUGCUAUGCAAACUAAUAAAUUAAUUCGUACUUUUUUAGACAAACAUUAAUAUUUCAUUAGGUAACGUCCAUCCCAAAAAAAAAAAUAAAAAUAAAAAAGAAACCAAACUUCUAUCCCAGCAAAAGAUAUUUUUCAUCUAUACUAAUAAUCACCGAGUCUUCUUUCUCACUUUUGUGGCACGUGACUCCUCUUCGUCAGAUCUUUGGAUAUCACGUUUGAAGUCAUUGUCAUUUUUCUCGUAUUCUUCAGAGCUUUCUUCAUCAAUAUUAAAUAAAUCUUUCGCAUUCAUACGAGCAUCUGAAACAUUCGACAAGCCUUCGUUGUGGUUAGUAUUUUGAAGGUCGUUUAGACCCUUUUUCUUUAUUAAGUCAUCCGUCUCCUGUUCAACCUCAUCUGAAUCAGAUUCAUCUUCCACAAAUUGUAAAUCAACAUUUUCAGUAGGAAGACGAUCAACAUCGAUACUAGAAAGUUGUUCAACAUCAACCAUCGGUUCUAAUGCGAUAGGAUGCUCAUUAAAGCAAUUCAGCAUAUGAACUCUAUGUUUACGAACACCUUCAUCCACAGAGAUGAUGCUGCCCAAAAUACUAGGGAAAUCACUUAUUCUACGUGAUCCCUCUCGUUCGAUUCUAGAAGCAAGGGCAAACAAUUCAUUUGUUAAUAAGUCAAAUCCAUUACCCAGGGUGGCUUUAACGCGAAGUAGACCACGACUAGAUUUUGAUACAUCAUUACUAAAUUCAACAGGAUCCAUAAUAGAUAACAGGUACGGUUGAUUUGGUCUUAACCAUCCUUGUUUUUUCUUUGAAAAAUAGAAACCACCAUUAUGAACGGCGAUACCAACUGCAUCGUAGUGAAAACGCUUGCCAUAGAGUUCCAAAAGUUCUAAAAGCAAAACGCCGUAAUUAUCUUCUUCACGAAUUGAACCAGUACUUAAUCUCGGAUGAAGUUGAAGAAAAGAGACCACCAAACAAACAAUAGCGUAACUACUAAGACCACCCAAAAACACCUCAUUUAGAGCUCGCAUGUUUAGGUAGUGUUUAAUGAUAAUUACAAGAGGACGAAGAGCAGGAUAUUUCUUCAAAAAGCCGUUCACAACCAGACAUGUUUUAAGACCUCCGGCUUGGUUGAAAGAUACAUCGACAUGAAUCUUCGUUAUUGGAUCCACAAAUUUGAUGAUAGGCACAUUAGCAGUAGUGAUAACUUGGAUAUCAGUGGCUACUUUAGAUUUCCUUAGGUGAUGUGCCAAAACAAACAUAUCCUUUUUGCUUCCACGGUAAUGACUGUCUGAAGACAUUAUUACCAUAUCCAAAUCAGAGGUAGGAAGAUAGAGUCGGGUCUCGAAACUACCAAAUACAUAUACCGAAACGUCUGGCCACUUCUUUACAACGGCAUUAUUAAUGCGUGAAAUUAAAGAUUUUCGAACAGCAUGCUCUUCAGGCGUCGGCGUUAUAUAGUCGACAAAUUGAGUGAUAUCCUGAUGCAAGAGUCGAGACACUUCAAUAUCUGCUUUGUAUGGUCUAUGCCAAGGGCAAGAACUAGGAUCAAUUUCGUAUGCCAUACGCUUUCUUUUCCUACUUGAUUGUUCAUUUUGUUUGUUGGCCUCGUGAAAAAAUCGACCGUUGUUUUGCAUAAAUCCAGGAAUAUUGUUGGGCCCUGAAUCAUUGGUUUCGUCUUUGGAAGUGUCAUUUACGUCUUCAUCACUAUUCCAAUCGAAACCUAUAUAAUCUGCAUUUUCAUCCACAGCAUUCUUUGGUUCAGGUUUCGGCUUCUCACUUUUAUCAUCCAAUUUUUUUAAACCUACUAAAAUAGAGGGUGCACCUUUCUUGAUUGCUUCUUCCGGAAGAUCUAACUUUUCUAGGGUUUCCAAAGGAUCGACUCGUCCUGACUGAUUCAAUGACGGCUUUGAGGGAUUAUCUAUAUCAUUUUUUUGUUGUGAGUAUUGGGUGCCAUCACUUUCUUUUCUGUUUUCCCCCUGCUCCUGCUCCAAAAGACUAAAGUUAUUGUUCACUUCCAAUUCGUCAGGGUAUUUCGAUUUCCUUUUUCCAUCAUUCUUCUUAAAUCUGCGAUUCCUAUCAUCCUUUUUGAAUAUUCUUCUAGGUAAAGGUUCACGCUCAUCAAAUUUUGAUUUCUUUUUUAUCUUAUUAGCUUUGUUUGCUUUGGAGAAUGUACUUUUUUUAGCCAUUUCCCAAGCCAAAGGGAAUUAUCUCCAACAAAUAUCAAUGUAGAAAUGGUCCCUUAUUUAUAUAAAUCCACAAAUUUGAGAGUCAAUCCUUAGACAAUGACCACAUACAAGUCCAGAAAAUUUUGUGGUGAUUUUGUUGCACAAUUCUCAGAUUCCUAUUACAGCAACUUCUCUAUGUCACGUUAAUGCGCGUUAAACAAUAAAAUAGAAAAGUAGUAAAAGUAUAAAUUAUU